Molecule: messenger RNA, 716 nt
Organism: Symbiodinium necroappetens
Lineage: Eukaryota; Dinophyceae; Suessiales; Symbiodiniaceae
Source: the annotation of a GenBank genome assembly
GGAUGGCAGAUCCAAACUUCUACGAAAUUUGCAACGUGCUUGCCAUCGGUCCCAGCGGCAAGGGCUUCGGCAAAGUCUGUCCACGUGACAGCAGAGCAAACUGUAGCAUCGUUGAUGCCUUGGACGCGCCAGCACAGGGCAGAGCCACCCACUUUGUCUCGUGGUGCUGGCGCUACCGACUAGAAGUUGUGGUCGAUGCCGUCCAUACAUGGAUACAAUCGUCGCAGUCCACUCCAUCUGCUGGUGAAAUAUUUCUGUGGAUGUGUUUUUUUUGCAAUAACCAGUACAGAAUCCUCGAAGAGGGUAGCAUGUCCGGCUCUGCGGAACUUCAGACAAUCUUCGAAAGCCACCUGGCCAGUGCCGGCCAGAUGCUGGUCAUUUUGGACACCUUCCUAGAACCCUCUUACUACUCGCGCGCCUGGUGCCUUUUUGAAACUUAUGUCUGUAUAGAGCAGGGGUUCCCACGGGACAUCCUACUGCCCAGCAGGGAGCUUGAGGUCUUUAAAGACAUGAUGAGAAAUGGUGAGGCCGAGCCCAUGCGUCGAAAGAUCCGUCAAAUUGACCUGCGACGCGCAGAAGCUACGGUGAAGGCUGACGAGGACAGGAUCAAAUUGAUGAUCUUCACCUCCUGUGGCUUUGACGCGGUGAAUCGAGUUGUCCAGACAGAGAUCCAGAAAUGGAUAUUGAAUGCCUUUGCCAUGUACAUGAGUGAUUAG